Messenger RNA from Endocarpon pusillum Z07020, 1221 nucleotides. RefSeq lists its product as uncharacterized. Gene Ontology annotation, biological process: monoatomic cation transport; transmembrane transport. The coding region runs from base 1 to 1221 and encodes 406 amino acids. Lineage: Eukaryota; Fungi; Ascomycota; Eurotiomycetes; Verrucariales; Verrucariaceae. Gene Ontology annotation, molecular function: monoatomic cation transmembrane transporter activity. Gene Ontology annotation, cellular component: membrane. The record is from RefSeq and is a predicted model, not a curated record. The transcript has a single exon.
AUGUCCCUGACUCAGACCCGGUCUCACGCAGGCCACUCGCACUCACAUCAUCUUGACAAUGCUUACUUGACGUCUACAAACAAGAAGGAUGCAGGUGUCCGUAUCACCCGCAUUGGGCUUUUUGUCAACUUAAGCAUGGCUAUCGGAAAAGGGAUUGGAGGGUACAUCUUUCAUUCUCAGGCCUUGGUCGCUGACGCUUUUCACGCCCUCACAGACCUUGUUAGCGAUUUUAUGACCCUAGCAACUGUCUCAUGGUCGUUGAAGCCGCCUACGACACGUUUUCCCAAUGGCUAUGGCAAAAUCGAGAGCUUGGGUGCAUUGGGAGUAAGCGGUCUACUGUUAUUUGGUGGGAUCGGCAUGGGAGUGAAUGCUUUGGACGUUCUCUAUACGCAAUUUUUCAUGGAUGUCUUACAAGAAACACACCGCCAUGGGAUAUUCUCCUUCCUUGGACACGACCAUAGUCACGGAGCUACAUUGCCUAACUUGAAUGCAGCUUGGCUAGCAGGGGGCUCGAUAAUAGUCAAAGAGUGGCUAUACCGAGCAACCAUGAAGAUCGCGAAGGAGCGCAAAUCCGCUGUUCUUGCAUCGAACGCCGUCCACCACAGGAUUGACUCGCUCACCAGUAUUGUGGCGCUGCUAACCAUUGGCGGUGCACAUGUCUUCUCGGAAGCAUCCUGGCUGGAUCCUGUUGGUGGUCUCAUCAUAUCCGUGAUGGUCAUCAGAGCUGGAUGGGCAAACGCCAUGACAUCGUUACUCGAGCUAGCCGAUACAAGUGUUGAUGAGGACGUCAAGAAAGCAGUAGACAGAGCCACCACAAAAGCCCUCAGGGGUGAUUUCUCCAAGGGUAUUACUGGGGUUCCUGAUGGUGAGAUGGUUGCGAUCCGUGAGAUCCAAGGCAUCAAGUCGGGUCAGAACUACCUGAUCGAUGUCGAGCUUGCCAUUCCGGGAGAGUGGAGCAUUGAGAAGACUCGGGCUGUGGAGGAAGCAGUACGCGAAAAAGCUGGAUCUAAGGUUCGUGGGGUAAGGAGAGUUAGGGUCAGAUUUUUGCCAACCGAGAACAGCGAUCUAGACUUCUCGAAGGAGUUUAUUGGUGCCGAUGUCAGUCCGCGGAGCAGCCCAGAACCAGACGAUCAACAUGAUAACGGCCAUGGGCACCAUCAAAACGAUCAUCAGAGGCAGCAUCCUUUCUAUAGGGCGAAUGGUGAAAAGAAGACGAAAUAA